AUGGGAUUUCUCGAUCUCGAGAAGCACUUCGCCUUCUACGGUGCUUACCACAGCAACCCAAUCAACAUCGUAAUCCACAUCUGCUUGGAUAAGAAAUCUGGGUUCGUUGCGGCUCUCAUGUGUUUCGCUUGCUGGGUCGGUUCCAGUGUCUUCGCUGAUCGAUUAGGACCUUCUCUUGCCGUAAAGCUAGCUCCACCUUUCGAGUUUGCAUUGUUGGUUCCAAGACUUGUAAUUGGUAUUAGUGUUAUGAUCACGUUUGUGAAGAGUGAAGAGAGUGGAUUUGAGGAAACCCACAUUGUGGAAUCAGUUUCAUGGGAUGAUCUUGAGAGAAACGCUGCUAGUAAAACCGGUGGUUCUUCUGAAAGACAUCACUCCUGGAGAUCUCACCAGCACGACUCUUCUAGAAAAGAUGACAAAUCACCUGGAGACUUGUACGAACUGUGGAGGCAAGAACAGAAUAUCAUAGCUGCAAGACUAGACGAGGAGCUUAAAUCCAGGUGGGAGCUUGAUGAGCUGAUUGAAGAACAGCUGAGCAGAUACCAGUCGCAUUACUUCAAGACCAUGGUUUCAACCUCCUUGAAGGAUGUCUCUAACCUUCUCAUGCCCACCUGGAUACCGCCUCAUGAGCUGGCUGCUGUGUCCUGGCUUGGAGACUGGCGUCCCACUUCCAUUCUUGACCUUCCACAGAAAUAAGAUACCGCCUCAUGAGCUGUCUGCUGUGUCCUGGCUUGGAUACCGCCUCAUGAGCUGGCUGCUGUGUCCUGGCUUGGAUACCGCCUCAUGAGCUGACUCAGGUAUAAAGUGGUUGAACUGGUGAUGAAGAAGCUGCUGAAUCAAACAGAUACAGCAGAGUUUGUGGUCGCAUUUGCAGGGAUUCAAGACGCCAUCCACCAGUUCUUGGAAAUUCUGUCUUCUUAGCAACUCAUAUUGUCCAUGUACAACAGUAUGAAACCUGAAACUAACAGUUUCGCUGACCAUGUCUUGAUAUAGUCAUUGGUAUUAACUCUUUAUAAGCUAUGCAAUAUUGAUCGAUGUUAUGAACAAACCAUUUAUAUUUUUCAUUUCCGAGUGUA
Molecule: messenger RNA, 1073 nt
Organism: Brassica napus (rape)
Lineage: Eukaryota; Viridiplantae; Streptophyta; Magnoliopsida; Brassicales; Brassicaceae
Exons: 5
Coding region: 1-693 (230 amino acids)
Biological process (GO): DNA-templated transcription
Molecular function (GO): sequence-specific DNA binding
Source: RefSeq, a predicted model, not a curated record